AUGCCGCGCGCCAAGGCCCAUGCGGCGAAGCUGGAGAGCAUGUUGGCCGCCGUGGCGACGGAUCCUGCGGCAGCGGAGGAGCUGCGUACGUACGUGCCGCCGGACCCGUCGCCAGAGCUGGACGUGCUCCUUGCGCACGAAAUCGACGCCGUGCGCGCACCGCUCGCUUCGCUCAUGUGCCUGAAUGCAGCGCUGCGCCUUGCGGCGAGCCGGGCGCAGGUAAAAAAGAUUGUGGCGCGGUACAAGCCGCUGCUGGAAGGAGAUGCGUUGCGUGCCCAGCUGCCGCAUGCGCCGGUGCUCGCCGCGCAGUGGGCGCAAGCGGUCUCGGAGCGCAGCGACCUGGUCGAGGACGCGCGCCCGUAUGCCAUUGCACAGCUGGAAGCGAUCCGCGCGAUGCUUUCGCGCAACUACCAAGGAAUUACCGGCGCAGACGCGCCGCUGCUCUACGAAUACCUCGCCGCCAAGGCAUACAAUAAUGCCGUCUCUCUUGCCGCUGCCGUCGAUGUGGACGCGACGAAUUUCCAGGACCAUAUAGGCCGCGCUGUGGACGUGCUUGCGUUUCUAUACUACGCAGGCCUUGCGUACGCCAAGACGCACGACUACGACGCGGCGAUCCAUGCGCUGGAGACGUGCAUUGCCGUGCCUUCCGAAGCAGUGAGCUGGAUCCAGCUGGACGCAUUCAAGAAAUUGGUGCUGCUGCGCCUCCUUUGCCACGGCGUGUGCCCCGAUGCAAAUACGCUGUGCCGCUCGGCGAGCAGCGGGGUGCGUGGGCAGUAUUUGCGCGAUACCAGGGAUGCCUACCUCGCAUUCCGCGCCGCGUACAUGGAGCAGCGGAGCGGCACACACGCCGCCGCCACGGUCGCCACUACGCACCGCGCCCAGUUUGAGCAGGACGCAAACUGGGGCCUCGUGUGCAUGUGCAUGGCUCUGCAGCGGCGCAGGUGGAUCGAGGCACUUGCGCGCGUGUACACAAGCAUACCCCUGCGCGAUAUCGCCGCGCACAUCAACGCGUCUGAGCAGCACACGCUCCGCGAGCUCGAGGCGAUGGAUGCGCGCAUCACCUUUUUCAGCGCCGACGCGCCGGCGCUGGCGCUGCCCGAGGCACGCGCUGUGGCGAACGCGGGCACCGCGACGUUUGUGCGCUUCCACGCGCCUGUGCAUGCGCCCGUACCUGUCGCCUCGGCCAUCGCCACCGAGCGGCGCGCCGCGGAGGAGCUCGCGCACGCGGUGCACUCCGCCACCACCGCGCCCCCCUUUCUCGCCCAAUUCCGCGCCCUCGUCGCGGGCCCCGCCGGCCCGCUGUAUGCGCCGGGCCUUAAAGGCGAUGCGGUGCUGGACCGCGUCCGCACCUUGCGGCGCGAGCUUGCCGAGAUAGGCCAAGGCGCCAUUGCGACGACCGCGCUGGACCCGUACUGUAAAGAAUUGAUCAAGCCGAGCCUGCUUCGCCACCGCGACCGGGCCGUGCAGGUCCAAGUAGCAUGUAUCUUGAGCGAUAUGCUGCGUCUGUAUGCGCCGAAUGCGCCGUUUACGCCAGCAGAGCUCAAGAGCAUUUUUCAGCGGUUCCUCGACGUGCUCGUGUCUGAUGCGGGGCUGGCGCAUCCACAAGCGCCGCUGUACGCCGACGCUGUGUACAUUGCCGAAAGUCUCGGCACGGUCAAGAGCAUUGUGCUGAUAUGCGAGCUGCCGAGUGCCGACGCGCUUGUCUCGGCCUACUUUGCGCGCCUCUUUGCGCUGCUGGACGGGCCCAUCGCGGCCAAUGUCCAGCUUUUUCUCACCGAGAUCCUCGUGCAGCUCAUCGAAGAGGGCAAUGCGCUGCCCGCACACGCGAUGGAAGCACUCAUGGCCGCAUUCGACAAGGAUGCAAGCCCCGCUGCCACUGCACUCGCAGCCGAGGUGUGCCGCCGGACGCAGGACCGCCUGCAGAAGCAAGUCGCGCACUAUUUUAGCCUCGCGCUCGAGCGCGACGAGGACGAUGCGCCGCUUCCCAGCGACCAAAUCUUGCGCAUCGCCUCCCAUGUCCCUUCGCUGCUCACCAGCGUCGUGCCCCAGCUCGAGGCACAGCUCGGCGCGCCACACACAGACACGCGCAUCUGCGCAACCGACAUGCUGGGCGCCUUGUUUGCCAUGCCGGGCGACUUUGCCGCUCUCUACCCCAGCACAUGGCGUGCUUGGCUCGCGCGCACACGCGACACGCAAGCGGCGGUGCGUGUGCAGUGGAUCAAGAGCGCGACGCUGCUCCUCACACACACACUGCGCGACGCUGUCGCCGCGCCAUUUGCCGAGCGCGUCGCUGAUCUUGACGAAAAGGUGCGCCUCGCCGCGGCACACGCGCUAGGCGCGCUCGACCUCGACACGCUCGCGCAGGUGCCGCGCACCGUCCUCACGGAGCUCGCGCGCCGCGGCAAGGACCGGCGCAGCGCCGUGCGCGACGCUGCAUUUGCCGCCAUCGGCCGUGCCUACCGCCUCGCCUAUCCCCACCUCGCGCAAGACGCGAUGCGCGCACAGUUUGCGUGGAUCCCAAACGCGGUGCUGCAGUGCAGCCUCGCGGGUGUGCCGUCGAUCGUGGCCAGCGUCCGCACCACGCUCGAGCACGCACUGCUUCCGUUUCUCGAUACACCUGCGUUUGCCGCGCAACUCGUGUGCGUCGCGGAUGCGCUCGACGACGACGGCUUUGCCGGGCUUUUGUACUAUACGAACCUGCACUUUGCGCGCCCCAGUGCCGUGGAUGCGUUCCUCGAUGCUUGCAGCCAAGACGAUGUCCAGCCAACCGCGGCAAUCCGCGCGUGCUGUGCGGCGCUGCGCGACGAACGCGCCGAGGCGCACCUCGCCGAGUUUGCCGCAUGGCGCGACGCGCGUGUGCUGCGAGCAAUGCGUCUGUGCUUCGAUCCCGCCACCCCGCUCGACGCGAGCAACGACGCACGCCGCGACGCGCUCGACACCGUGAAAGCGGCAAGGCCCGCGCUCGUAGAUACCAUUGCGUCGGUGCUCUGGCUGGGAUCCUACCCCAUCCUCAACCAGUCAUGCAUGCCUAUCCUGCUGGACAAAGGCGCGGCGCGCUUGUGCCGGUACGUUGCAGAGCACGCGCCGCAGCUCCUUGUCCAGCAUGCAGACCUGCUCGCGCAGCGCGCGCUGAAUGGCCCCGACGCGCUCGCGCUCGAGUGCCUCGCGAGCGUGGCCGUUGCUUUUCCCGCGCAUGUCAAUGUGCGCGAAAAUGCAGCGCUCUUCGGCGACGCGGUGUGCGGCACAGACGCACGGUGCGCGCAGUAUGCCGCGACCGUACUCGCCGCGCUCUCCGCCCCCGCCGCGCACACGGCGCUGGAAGAAUGCGUUCCCAUCCUGCAUACCCACGCCGAGCUCGGCGCGGAGUCCGAGCGCGUCGCGGCCUUAGCCGCGCUCGCGCCCAUUUUCCGGCACGAUUUUGCCGCGGUGGAAAGCCGCGCGGACGCGCUUGUCGAGCACAUCGUCCAGCAGAUUCUCCUCGCGCCGUGGCACGGCGCACUGGCGCUGGCGGCGCGCGUCGCCUCGCUCGAGCUCCUCACAAGCUUUUGUCUUGGGCAGGCCAGUGUCGUGCGCGUUGCGCCUCUCUUGAAGCUUUUUUGGGUGCUUGUACGCAGCGGCGAGGCGCGCGCCGAUCUGGGCACGCCGCCGGACGACGCGGCAUGCAUACGGCGCUGUGCGGCGCUCUCGGUGCUGCAGCUCGCCGAGGCGCCCGCGUAUGCCGCCGUGAUUAUUCCACGCAUGGGGCGCCUUGCGUAUGCGCUGCAGGACGAGAGUUUUGAGGUGCGCAGCGCGCUUCUGCAAAAUCUCCUCUUGCGUCUCUCGCAGCACACCAUCUCGCCGAGUUUUCACGCGCUCUUGUCGAUCCUUGCCUUUGAUCCAGAAGAGGAGUUGCGCGCGCGCGUUGUUUCGUACCACCGCCGCGCCGCCGCCGCCAUGCUCGAAGGAGCGCGUGCGGAGGCGUUUGACGCUGCGUUUUUGCGCUUCCUCUACAUUCUUGCACACCAUCCUGACUUUGCGCCUGGCUCGGACGAGGUGGUGCACAUUGCGCAGUAUAUCGAAUUUUUCCUUGGGAAUGUGGGCACGCCGCAGAAUAUGGGCGCGCUGAUGGCUUAUGCGCGAGCGCUGAAACGUGCCGUGGAUGCUGCUGCGCCGCCGCAUCAUGUCGAGGCGCAGUACCUGUAUAUAAUUUCCGAGCUUGCGCAGCUGGUCGUGCAGAGGUUUGCCGAGGAGCAUGGGUGGACUAUGGAGACGCAUCAAGAUGUGGCGCUUCCCGCGGAUAUUCUCGGUGCGCUUCCGCCGGCGGAGAUGGCCCAGGUGCAGGAAACGCGGUAUUUGGACGACCGGCUUGUCGAGCAGGUUCAAGCGCGCAAGAAGAAGCGUGCACAGCAUACCAAAGAGUCGGCGUCGAAGCGCGUGCGGAGUGCACAGCGGCAUAGCGCAAGUGACGAUGCUAGCUAG
This is a messenger RNA of Malassezia vespertilionis, 4458 nucleotides long. RefSeq names its product Sister chromatid cohesion protein pds5 (gene PDS5). Gene Ontology annotation, cellular component: chromatin; nucleus. NCBI's taxonomy places the organism in Eukaryota, Fungi, Basidiomycota, Malasseziomycetes, Malasseziales, Malasseziaceae. The record is from RefSeq and is a predicted model, not a curated record. Gene Ontology annotation, biological process: mitotic sister chromatid cohesion; DNA repair. The transcript is spliced from 3 exons. Bases 1 to 4458 code for a protein of 1485 amino acids.